Strongylocentrotus purpuratus (purple sea urchin) is the source of this 1975-nucleotide messenger RNA. It is a transcript of the gene fkbp6, whose product is annotated as inactive peptidyl-prolyl cis-trans isomerase FKBP6. The record is from RefSeq and is a predicted model, not a curated record. Gene Ontology annotation, molecular function: peptidyl-prolyl cis-trans isomerase activity; protein binding. The transcript is spliced from 13 exons. Lineage: Eukaryota; Metazoa; Echinodermata; Echinoidea; Camarodonta; Strongylocentrotidae. Bases 32 to 1480 code for a protein of 482 amino acids.
AGUUGAAGAAGUCCUCAUCCGAAGUCGAGUCAUGGAAUUAGAAAGUCCUGAACCAGUUACGGCUAAACGCGCCGAAUACGAUGAUGCUGAUGACUUUGAAACAUAUGACCAGGUGACAGUGGAGCUGAAUAAAGGACUUGUGUUGAAUGAUUUACAGAGUGAAAGCGGCGCUCAAUUUGAAGUCAAGACUCCAAAAGAAUUAACAGAUCCAGACACAGAUGCCUACUUUGAAACGGAAGAAGUUUUCAAGCAGCUAAACAGAGAAUGUCUGGGAGAAGAUGACGACGGUGAAGAUGAGGGUCUGGCCCCUUUUGAGAAGAUCGCCAAGAAAAUGGAGGAUAUCACUCCAGAGAAGGAUAGGAAAGUUCUCAAGAGCCUCCUCAAGCAAGGCACAGGAGCCUUGCCCAUCGUAGGGAUGACUCUCACAGUACAUUAUAAUUGCUAUGUAGAGUACAGUGAUGAGCCGUACGACUCAACGCGUCUGAGGAACAGACCAGAGAGAUGCAAACUAGGGGCAGGGUCUGUUAUUCCUGGUAUGGACCUCGCCCUAAGUACGAUGCGCACAGGGGAGAUGUCCAAGUUUCUGAUCCAUCCUGACCACGCCUACGGAAAGCUCGGUGUACCUCCCAGAAUCCCUGCCAAUGCUUCAAUUCUAAUGGAGAUUGAGCUUCAGAGCUUCACAGACCGUGCUGAGCUAGACGAGUUUAACAACAUGAGUGAAGAGGAGCGCAAGGAAAUCACUUUCAAGAGAAAGCUCAAAGUAGUCGACACAGAAAGACAGGAGGGAAAUGAUCUCUUCCAAGACGGGAAAUAUAAGUCUGCAUUAUCAAAAUAUAUAAGGGGUUUGAGGAUCUUGGAAGGUGCACAUAUGAGGAACCAAGAGGAGGAGGAUCAGAUGAAACACGUCCAUAUCAAGCUCUGCCUCAACAUCGCCCUCUGUAGCUCCAAGCUCAAAACACCGGAGAGGGUCAUCUCAUACUGCAAUCGGGUGCUUGAAGUGCAACCCAAGCACCCCAAAGCUCUCUACAGGAAAGGCAUGGCCCUGAUGGAGCUGCAGGAUUUUAAAGGUGCCCAUCGAUUCCUGAGCAAGGCCCAGCAGCAGCAUCCCUCCGAUGCGUCCAUACUCAGCGGGCUCAGGGAGCUGGACACGGCAUGGAAGAAUUGGAAUCUGAUGGAACGCAGUCGCUAUGACAACAUGUUUCCUGACUGGAAGAAAGAUACCAGGCCGAAAGACGAUGGAAAGACACAGGGGAAAGUACCUGAAGAUGUUCAGAAAAACAUCAGAGACAAGUUACGGGUCUUUCAGGAAGCAAACAAGAAGAAUGAGAUGACCUUCCAGGCCAAGUCCAUGGCACCAUCUGAAAUCAACUUCCUGGAGACAGCCGCUAAGGAAUUAGGCAUGACAUUCCAAAGAAGAGAAUAUCAAGGGGAGAAGAUUAUCAAGAUCAUGAAGGACCGUCCAAGCAACACUAAGAAGUGAAAGAACUCUCCUCCUUGCCAGAACCUUAUAAACAUUCAAACCCACCGUGCCUGCCAAACAUUACUGCUCCUGCAGUCUGGUUAGCAUCUGUCUUGCUUGCUUGCUUGCGGACGCUAGAGGAUUUGUGCCAAUAAAUACAUUUGUUUUAUCAUCAUCAGUAUUAUUGUUAUCGUCAUCAUUUCAUUGGCAGACGAGCCGAGGUCAGACUGCAAUGAAAGACACCGAAGUUUGUUUAUUCUUCAAACAUCUCAGGCAGAAUUCUGCAGGAGAAACGGUGAGAAAGAUCUUCAACGGCUGAAAAAGUUUUGCUACUCCAGAUUUGUUAACCGAUUGCGUAGAGGAGUAAGGAUUCUCCUGUAUUAAAGCCUAUGGGAUUGGAAGACUUCAGUCCUCAGUGGAUUAUAUGUUUCAACAUCUCAAGUUUAGAUGGAAAGACGGAUAGACUGUUGUUGUGUUGAGAAAUGAUCAUUUACAUCAUUCUUUGGAUUUACAGAA